AGUGCACUUGUACAGGCGGAGCUGCACUACCACGGUAGCGCUGCAAAGGAAAUGGAUCUGUAGCUCUCUGCUUGGUCUCUUUUUAUAAGGGCUUUUUAAUAUGUUUUGCAUACCUACGUAGAAGCAUGGGGUUUUUGAUAGGGAAGAGCUGAGCUGAUUGGGGUCAGGUGUGCUUAUGCAGUGUGGUAGAACUUCCAUGGACAGCUUGUAUUUGUGGAAAUUUUCUCAGAUUCUUUCACUGCUAAAAUCAUCGCUACCUAAGAUGCAUCCAGACCUGUCUCCUCAUCUGCACACUGAAGAAUGUAACCUCAUUAUCAGUCUGCUCAAGAAAUGUCACAAGGAGCACAACGUUCUGAAGUUUUUUGGCCAUUGCAAUGAUAUUGACCGUGAGAUGCGGAAGUGCUUAAAGAAAGAGUAUGAAGAAAAAAGGGCCAGGAACCAGGAGGUGCGUCGGAAAAUAAUUAAUGCUCACAAAAACUUUGAGAAGUGAGCUAUACCAUAGCUGGACAAUUGCAUCUUGAUAGGGAGCCUCACCUGAAAGCUGAUGGAGUAUCUCUUUCAGAUCACCAACCUUUAACCUGUGGUUUGUGAAAUGGUGGAAAAAUAAAUAUACCUAAAACAUACUAAUUCCCAGGAAAGGUAAACUGAAUGUGGAAAAAAUAAAAUGAUUGCUCACAAGUUAAUUUUUUGGCCUUGAAAAGACACCUGUUGUGACAACUCUUCAUUCUGUCAUAGUUUUGUUAUGACUGUUAAGUAAUGAUGCAUCGAUGUUUGUGGAGUAUUAGGCAUUCAAAGCUGCUACAUUCUCAAUCUUGUGUUGAGUUGCAUUUGCUCCUUCAUAGUUAGUAGUUUCUCUUUCAUAUUUUUUCCUUGCAAAAUGCUGAAUGAUUUAUCACGACACUAUGAAGAGUGAACGAAAACACUGUUUAAAUGAAUUACUAGAAAUGAAUUUCAAACCAGUGUGGCUUGAAAUUGAAGCUGGCCUAUCAAGCAAUUAGUGGAGUUCCAGUAUUUUUGUUGAAGCCGAAAUGAAACCACCAUUUUCCACUGAGAAUGUUUACAAUUCUUCCUGCCAACUGCAAGUACAGAAUAGACUGCUGUGAGUUAAUUUGUUCAUCAUACGUGGUGCGAGUUGCUUUAGAAACUGAGAAUGGAACUUUUUCAGGGAUUCUAAAGCGCUGCCUUGAUUUUUACUGAGUACAAUCAGAGUCUGCUGAGUGCUGCCAAAAAUACAAGCUAAGUAGUUCAUCUACGUACACUAGUACAAAAGGGAUGUCAAGUCACGAUUAUUGCUGGUGAAGAAAAACUUGGGUUAGAAAAUAUAACUUGCCUUUCAGUUAUGCAAAUCAAUGAGCAGUGUGCUCGUCAAGCUGCUCAUUAGCUACAGGUGUUCGUUUGCUAGCAAACUGCAGAAAGUCCUGAGCAAGUUUCUGAAUGCCAAAGAUUUGAUAUGAGGAUGCUCUGUUGGUUUAUGCAGUGAUGGAGCUGCUUUGCUGAAUGUCUCCUGGAUUCCCCUUAUUUUUUUUAAAUGACUUUCCUGUUUUGCCUAGCAAAAAAGACUACUUAAAUAAAAUUUAUUGAGCUAAAUGUAAUAAAUCUCUUGAAGCCUUCUGAGGAAAUAGUGCCUACUCAAUGAAUUCUAUGCUUUGUGUAUUAAUGCUAGUUCUUGUAACAGUCUUAAAUUUAGUUCUUGCAUGUGUUUUGGAACAAAGCUGUAUUUUGAAAGAUUAGUCAGAAGUAUUUGACUUGUUUUUCAGUACCUGGAUGGACCCAGUUAAGUUGGUAAAGCUUGACCACAAAGGUAUCCACGUAGGUGAGAGUUCCAAGAAAAACUGAAACUACUACUGCUGCAUGUUUUGAUGUGCUCUCUACUUAGGAUAAAUAAAUGAUGUGUUAUGUGAA
Numida meleagris (helmeted guineafowl) is the source of this 1902-nucleotide messenger RNA. It is a transcript of the gene CMC2, whose product is annotated as C-X9-C motif containing 2. The transcript has 4 exons. The coding region runs from base 176 to 490 and encodes 104 amino acids. Gene Ontology annotation, cellular component: mitochondrion. NCBI's taxonomy places the organism in Eukaryota, Metazoa, Chordata, Aves, Galliformes, Numididae. The record is from RefSeq and is a predicted model, not a curated record.